AUGAAUUUAUUGCCAGCUUGUUGCUUGAUAGGUUCUCCCGAUCAUCACCAAGCACUCACACUCUUGCCACCACCAUUGUUCUCACUUCAAGACUCGGAAAAUAACAUUUCAGAAACAUUGUCUGUUUCUUCAAUUUCUUGCUCUUUUUCCAUCUUUUUACUUGAACAGGAAUGUAACGCUACAGAUCAAUUAAAUAUUCUACAAAAAGGAAAAUCAGUUUUAAUUGGCUUAUCAAAAUUUAGAAAUCUCUCAUUGAUUGUGAAAUUAUUUUCAAAUCAAUUAUUAGAACCGAUCUCGAUACAUGUGAAAGGAUUUGAAUUAGAGACCUUUUGUUGGUGUCAUUUGAAAUUGAUUAUUGAACAAGAAUCAAUUAAAAUCAACAUGUGGAAAUACAAUGAAAUGAUCUUUGAGGUUUCAUAUCAAUAUCCAUAUCCAUUGAACCUUAAUGAUAUUGUUACAGAGUACUCUCCAAUAGUGAUUCCUCCAAAAUUGGACAAAUGUGAUUGUGUGAAAGGAAUGAUCAAGGAUUUAUUUUUUGAAAUUUCAAAUCAAAAGACUUCUACUCUUUCAGAAAAUAAGAAACUGAAUUUCAACUAUGACUAUCCUCCUUUGAUACAUUGCAACAAACCUCACAACAUUAUUUCACAACCCAUCUACUCUAUGGAACAAUUGAAACAUUUCAAAAUUGGAAAUGAUCCAAUGAAUGUUUGUCGAGUGAAAUUGCAAAAAAGAAAAAACUCUCCAAAAUCUAAGGUCAUUCUAUGUCACGAUAUGAAAGGAGGAUAUUUAGAAGAUAAAUACAUUCAAGGUGGAAAUUCAUUUCUCACUUAUAAUUUUACAUAUUGGCAAUAUGUGGAUAUAUUUAUUUAUUUUAGUCAUCAUCGAAUUACCAUUCCACCUUGUGGUUGGUGUGAAGCAGCUCAUCGAAAUGGUGUUCAAGUUCUUGGAAAUUUUAUUGUAGAAUGGGAUGAAGGUAUUCCUGAAAUUGAACAAUUACUUUAUUCUAGUGGUAGUAAUAGUAGUAGUAAUAGUAGUAGUAAUAGUAGUAGUAAUAGUGGUUUGAAUGAACCUUUCAAUAGUACUACCACACCGGAAUCCUCUAUAUCCUAUGAAUUGGCAGAUAAAUUGGUGGAUUUGGCUCUCUAUUAUGGAUUUGACGGUUGGUUUCUCAACGUUGAAUCUCCACUUCGGAAAGGUAGAGAUGCAUGCGAAAGGAUGAUGCAAUUAUUGAAAUAUUUAACAAACGAAUGUCAUAGAAGAAUAGGAAGCGAUUCAUUGGUCAUUUGGUAUGACUCGGUGCUCUCCACAACUGGAGAAUUGAAAUGGCAAAAUGAGCUCAACGAGACCAAUAUUGAAUUCUUUAACAGUUGUGAUGGAAUUUUCUUAAAUUAUUGUUGGAAGCCAGAAAUGCUUUCAAAAAGUGUUUCUUUGUGCCAUUCUUACCAUCCUCAAGAUUUCUUUUCGAAUAUUGAUACUACUAGCAGUGAAACAUGCAAAGAAGAUACUGACAAAGAGCUAUUGAGAACCAAUAGAGCAUCUACCAAAACAUCCUUUGAUAUUUACACAGGAGUUGAUAUAUUUGGAAGAGGUCAAUACGGAGGUGGUCAGUUCAAUACUUCAUUGGCUCUUGCAGAAAUUAACAAGGCAAAAACCUCUGUCGCUCUCUUUGCUCCUGGAUUUGUCUAUGAAAGUUUAUCAUCCAUCUCUUCGGAAGAUCUCAAAUCUCAAAUUAAUGAUCAAAAUAUGUUGAGAAGACAAUACGAAGAGAGAGAAGACUUAUUUUGGUCCAAUUAUUACCAUGGAAAUGAUGUGAAAAGGGUAAAGGAAUUGUUAGUGAAUGGAAAUGGUCAUUCAAAUUUUGAAGGAUGGACCAUCAUUAAGGAUCUGUGUGAUGAAAAAAAUGGUCAGAAUACUAGCUCAUCAUUGGAUGGAUAUCAAUGGAGUUUAUCUUCCAACCAUGAAUUCAAUGAUUCAAAAUCAUUUAUUUCAUCUCACCAAUGGUGUCGAAUGAGUCAACUUGUGGAUUUGAAAACUCAUCUCCACACUGAUCAUCAUUUAUCUCUUGUCAUUAGAGCAUCAUGUUGGUAUCGAGGAACACCUCCAAAAUGUAAUGAUUUAUUCUAUCUCAAAGUGGAAUUAAGAGAUGAACAUGAUCAUGUGAUUCAAUGUUUCCAUUCAGGUGAAAUUAUUUGUGAUGAAAAAUGGAAAUGCAUGGACCAUUGUUUUAUGGAAUAUUCGAAAGAAAACAUUAGAUAUAUUUAUUGGGAACAUGGAGGAAAGGACGUCGAGUGUUGGAGUGGAAAUUUUGGUUCUCGUGUUGCUCAAUGUUCAUUGACUUGUUUGGAGUUCGUAACUGAACAGCAAGAUAUCUCUCACUCCACACCAUUUGUCAGAAAUUAUAUUGAGGAGAGAAUUAUUCCUUCAUGGAACAACUUUAAAAGUGUUCAACACAAUCCUGUAUCAUCUCGACAAAAUGUUGUACUCUCGUCAUCCACCAAGAAACAACAUUUGAAAACUCGAUUCAGUACUGGAGUGGGAAAACAUUAUUUCAUUCAUGGAGAGAAAGUGAGUGAUCAUGCUUGGAAUAACAUGUCUCAUCAAGAAUUACUGCCAACUUUUAGAAAUGUUAAAUAUUUGGAUUGUGGACAGCCUCAUGCAUUGAGAUUUUUUGUGAAUUAUGAAGAUGCACUUGUUGGAGGAUCAUGCUUGAAAUUUGAAGGAAAGUUUAAUGCUCAAUCAAGGCAGGAACAAUUGACUCGAUUCAAGCUAUUUAAAACAAGCAUAAUUAUUGAAGAGAAUGAAGUGUUACACCUGAGAGUUGGCUACAAGUCAAUAUGUGAAUCCAAUAGUUUCAAAUUGAUAUUGAAAAAUGCUGGUUGUGACCACGAAUACAUUUUCUCAGCGUUGCAACCAACACAGCUGGGUUGUGAUGAAAAGAUAGUACAACCAUCUAAGCAGACCACCUGUUCGAACAUGUGGAGGAUUGCUGAUUUUAAAUUACACUUCCCAACACUCAGUGAAAUUGCUGCCAUUGACAUUGAGUGCUUUAUGGUAGAUAGGGAACAAGACCCUCUCUAUGAAUUGAUGCUUGGAUUAUUGGAGAUUAACAGUUCUCAUAGUGAGCUUACAGAAUGUUGUACGUCCUUAGACUCCCUCAACAAAGUAGACCAUGCCUUAACCACAAGCAUGCAUUGGGACUCGGUACUUGGCAACCAACAAACUCCGUUUGAGGCAACCGUUUCAUGGAAUCAUGAUGAAAGCAAACAUGCCCAGUUUGUCAUCUUUAAGAACAAGCAAUUUGUUGCAACCACGCAAAAAGCAACACAUCGAAUUCAGAGCUGCAGCCGCAAAGACAAUAUCGAAAUAUUUCGGAUUGAAUAA
This is a messenger RNA of Naegleria lovaniensis, 3381 nucleotides long. RefSeq lists its product as uncharacterized. Gene Ontology annotation, molecular function: mannosyl-glycoprotein endo-beta-N-acetylglucosaminidase activity. The transcript has a single exon. Lineage: Eukaryota; Heterolobosea; Eutetramitea; Acrasida; Naegleriidae. The record is from RefSeq and is a predicted model, not a curated record. The coding region runs from base 1 to 3381 and encodes 1126 amino acids. Gene Ontology annotation, cellular component: cytoplasm. Gene Ontology annotation, biological process: protein deglycosylation.